This is a messenger RNA of Oryzias melastigma (Indian medaka), 3678 nucleotides long. It is a transcript of the gene tmem87b, whose product is annotated as transmembrane protein 87B. Bases 186 to 1898 code for a protein of 570 amino acids. The record is from RefSeq and is a predicted model, not a curated record. The transcript has 19 exons. NCBI's taxonomy places the organism in Eukaryota, Metazoa, Chordata, Actinopteri, Beloniformes, Adrianichthyidae. Gene Ontology annotation, biological process: retrograde transport, endosome to Golgi. Gene Ontology annotation, cellular component: membrane; Golgi apparatus.
UUAUGGAAACUGUGAACAGGAGUAUGUGGAGAUGAGGAACUCAAACACAUUUCCCAUCAGUUCUGAGUGUGGAUCAUGUGCCUCGUGGGGUUUACUGCUGGGGGCGGGACUUACUGUGUUUACAUUUCUGAGUGUUGCGUUCACGGCGCCUCCUACCGGACAGUGCUCAAGCGCGGCACACAAACAUGGCAGCUGGAGUCAGGAUGCGGACGUGGAGCUGUCCGACCACAGGAGUUUUCCGUUCCUGCUUGGUCUAUUUUCUAGUUUUAAUAAGUGGCUUAGAGGAAGUCGUGGCAGCGCCAGAGAUGGGCCUUUGGACAAUAACAGUUGUUAAUACCUCAAGACCGCUGCAGUUAAGAAAAUCCAUGUUUAAAGGUACAGAUAUUGAAUUAAAAGUUGCGUCUUUCCAUUGUCCUGAGGAAGUGACCUUCACCGUCCACUGGUUCCUAAAAUAUUACCCCUGCCACAAUGAAUUCAACAAUCUAGAAGAAAUGUACGACAAAACGCCUUUAAGCCACGGGGAGACCCUGGACCCGAAUCCUCUCGGGCAGGGAGAGUACAUCGAGCAUAAACACAUUCCUAUGAAGUGCAAGGAUGGACUAAGCUCAUUCCAAAUGUUUAAAAAAGCCAAGGCAAACCCACUUCCUGCCAGUCCACCUGACGAGCAUCUGAUGCAGGAUGAAAAUUAUACGAAGUGGCUCACAGAGGAAUACGACAGCAGCUCCUCGAAGGAAGGCACAGUGAAAAUUAGAGAUGGGGUCAUCGCCACCACAUGGAGGGAUGGACCUUACCUGCUGGUUGUUAAGGUUUUAUCCAGCAAAGAGGCCAACUGGAAUUUAACAUUCAGUGUGGUGAUGAAAGGCAGCCAUGGCUUUAUUUCUGUCACAGAGUGGCCACUAAUGAUUUUCUACAUGGUCAUGUGUGUGGUGUACAUCCUCUACGCCCUGCUGUGGUUCCUCUGGGCGGCCUGUUACUGGAAGGAUCUGCUGAGGAUCCAGUUCUGGAUAGCAGGGGUCAUCUUCCUGGGGAUGGUGGAGAUGGCGGUGUUCUGUGCCGAAUAUGAAAACACCAACACUGUUGGCUGGGCUUCUCCGGGUCUGUUGAUCUUCGCCGAGCUGGUCUCAGCCCUGAAGAGGACUUUGGCUCGUUUGCUGGUCAUUAUUGUCAGCCUGGGAUAUGGGAUUAUAAAGCCUCGACUGGGGACUGUGAUGCACAGAGUUGUGGGCCUUGGCGUCCUUUACUUUGGAUUUGCUUGUGUUGAAGGUGUCCUGAGGAUUACCGGGGGUCGAGACAACGGCCCCGCUCUCAUUACAGCGAUUGUUCUGGCUGUGUUUGAGUCGUGCGCCUUGUGGUUCAUCUUUGUCAGUCUGGCUCAAACUAUCAAGACUCUGAAGUUGAGGAGAAACCCUGUGAAACUGUCUCUCUACAGGCACUUCACAAAUACUUUAAUAUUUGCUGUUCUCGCUUCUAUCAUUUUCAUGGGUUGGGAUGCUAAAAAGUUCCAGUUAGCGAGCUGUCAGUCCGACUGGACGGAGCUGUGGGUGGAGGAUGCUUUCUGGAGAUUUUUGUUCUCCGUCAUUUUGCUCGUCAUCAUGUUCUUAUGGCGACCGUCUGCAAAUAACCAAAGGUACGCUUUCACGCCUCUCAUGGAUGACUCAGAUGAUGAGGAUAUUGAAGAAUUCGUCGCCUCUGCAAAUCUUGCUGAUGGAAUAAAGUUGAGAGCAGCUAAAAAUGAGAUAAACGGCUCAGCAAAACCUGCUGACGCAAACCCAGAUGAAGACCUGAAAUGGGUGGAGGAUAACAUUCCUAGUUCCCUCUCUGAUGUAGCUCUGCCCGUCCUGCUCGACUCAGAUGAGGAAAUCAUGACAACCAAGUACGAGAUGUCGAAGCUGGAAUGAAGCAAAAGCGUUUUGCUGAAGUGGAAGGAAGAACACGGCAGCUUCCCGCUGAAAUAGAAGAAAGGGCUUCCUUCUGGGACGUCCAGACAGGUGGAGGAGGAGUUCACCUUUGGGGUGUCCUCCUGCACAGGCUGCUGGUCAGGAGACACUUUGUGAGGGGACCUACACAUCAUUUUGGUAGCAAUCCCUCUUCACUCAUUUGAUGAGUUUUUCCAAAGAAUUUGUUUGUUUAUGUCAAACCGUGUCUUUUUUUGUCUUUCGUUGGUUUGGUUUUAGGGAAGGUUAGGUGAGGGCCUAGUGCACAAAACUUCCUCCAUAUGUGCUUCUUUAUUGAUGGAUUGUGAUUAAACAAUAUUAAGUUAUUUUACUGUAAACAAAAAAUCUAUAAUUCUAAAGAGUCGACCUACUUUAGAGAUUUUUCUUCACGAUCAGCUCCAGCAUUACGACGUCUUCUGUCACUGAAGAUAUCCAGAAGUUCUUGCAGAAUCGGCUGAAUUUGUUCAGGACAGAGAACAUCCGAGGCUCUUUCAGUGUUGGAUCCUGGGAUAUUCCUGGUUGAUCCUUUGGGGCUUGUGGGUUUUUUGGGUGGAGUCUCUGAGUUGGACAUCACAUCUGGGGAGUUUCAAAGCUGUCCUUCCUGGGCACGCUGCUGUGGCUGCAGCUGCAGUGGAGUGUUUUUCAUUUGUUGGAGAUGAGGAGGUCCAAGUAAUAUCCAGAUUUUUUUUAUUUCUGUUCCUCUUGGAAGAAAUGAGCUCUCAUUAACCUGUCUGGGGUUUUAAUGCUUCGGCUGAUCGCUGUACUAAAGAGGAACGAGCUGCACCGUUUCUGAAUGUGACUUUCUGAAACACUCUUUGUCCCACAAUUACAAUCUGAGAUAAUUGCAACGCUGCAUGAAACCUGAGCUCGUUUUCUCCUCUGCACUUUGAGGGCGUCUGGGGCGUCCACACGUUUCUCCAUUAAAGUAUUUUUUUAACAUCUCAAACUGAAACGAUGUUUUUGAGCUUAUGAGCGUGAGGGCGAUUAUAUAGUUCAUGUUUUGAUUUAAGUCUGAGGUUUGCCUUCAUUUUUCUGACACUACUUUCUAAGGAGUGUAUUCAAAAUAAAAGUAUGUGCUUCUUACUGUUAAGUAAUUUCAUUAUUUAUUUUGUCUUAAGUGUACUUAAUUAAUAAGUAAAUGGUUGUUAAUUCAUGUUUACUGUUGGCGUGUUUGAAGGUUUUUAUUUGUAUAUGUAAUUUGCACACACAGUGCUAAAAUGUCUUUUUUUCCCUGUAUGUUUACAGAUGAAUGACUUUAUAUGAUUCUCAGAAACCUUUUUUUUGUUUGUUUUUUUAAGUUAAGGGUUUAUUGUUGUGAGUUUGGAGUCGGUGAAUUUAAAAUCUGAACUCCCUUUUUUAUUUUUCUGCAUCCUAAAGCAUUUUAUGAGUGUUAAAAACCCUGGAUGGGUUUCUAAUGACGUUUUUGUGUGUUGGAAACCUGCUAAUAUUUGUGCUUUUGAUGGCAGGCCGACGCUAUGUCGUAAACAAGGGCUGCGACUGAGCACAGACUGUUUGUCUGGAUGGAUUUUGGCUGAUUUACUGUUUUCUUUUUUCUAAUUUCACAAGUGUUUGGAUAAAGUGGGAUGAAAGCUGGAUUAAGUCUGUUCAUUACCAGCGUUUUUCUUCGUUCUUCCCUCUCAGGAAGCGCGUUCCGUUAGUUCGCAUUAAAUAUAAUUUGGUAUUGGGAGAACAUUUCCGUAUCUGUCAUUUUUCUGCCAAUAAAAACUCGACUUGGAUUCUAUGA